ACCCAUAUUAUGAUUCCAUACACAGGUUGUAUAGCACACUGUUUUGGCAUUACUAAAGAUCCAGAAUCUAGAAAUUUUAUAAUAGUAAUGGCAUAUGUAAUAAAUGGUAGUUUAAGACAACAUUUAAAUAAUAGUUUUAAUUCAACAAAAUGGGAUGAAAAGUUGAAUAUUUUAAAAGAACUUUUAUUUAGCCUCAAAUAUAUUCAUUUAAAUGGGUUAAUUCAUCGUGAUUUUCAUUGUGGUAAUAUAUUAAAAGAAAGCGAAAUUAUUUUAAUUGCUGAUUUAGGAUUAUGUCGACCAGCAAAUGUAAAACCAUCUCAAAAUGAAUGUAAAGAACUAUAUGGAGUAUUACCCUAUGUAGCACCAGAAGUUUUAAGAGGAAAAGAAUAAACUCAAGAAAGAGAUAUAUAUGGAUUUGGAAUUAUUGCAUAUGAAGCCAAAAUCAAAUUAUAAAAUUCCUCAAUUAAUUCUAAACAUAAUUAAACAAUGUUGGGAUGCUGAUCCUUUAAAACGACCUAAAGCUAAAGAAUUAUAUAAUUUAUUAAAAGAUUUAUAUUAUUCAAGUAGUGAUCAUGAAAUCAAAAAGCAAAUUGAAGAAGCAGAUAAAAUUAAUGAGAAGUUAACAUCAUCAUCAUCAUUAUAUACUGGUCCUACUCUUUCAUAUACUACAAAUCCUCAAGCAAUUUACACGAGUAGACUUUUAGAUUUUAAAAAUCUUCCAGAACAAAAAAAUGCUAUUGAUAACAAGGAUGAUGAUAAUUCAUUUGGAGAAUAUUCAGAAUCAAUAGAAGCAAUAGAUUUUACUAAACUAGACCUAGUAACAAUUGUAAUGGUGAUAAUUAUACUUCCUGCUGAUGAUAGUAAAGUUGAUUUAUAUGUUGAUAAUAUGAGUGUUUUGCAAUGUUGGAAAAACUUUGAUAGAUAA
This is a messenger RNA of Rhizophagus irregularis DAOM 181602=DAOM 197198, 925 nucleotides long. Lineage: Eukaryota; Fungi; Glomeromycota; Glomeromycetes; Glomerales; Glomeraceae. The record is from RefSeq and is a predicted model, not a curated record.